This is a messenger RNA of Nematolebias whitei (Rio pearlfish), 3263 nucleotides long. RefSeq names its product WD repeat-containing protein 48. The record is from RefSeq and is a predicted model, not a curated record. Gene Ontology annotation, molecular function: ubiquitin binding. The transcript is spliced from 18 exons. Gene Ontology annotation, biological process: double-strand break repair via homologous recombination; protein deubiquitination. The coding region runs from base 29 to 2062 and encodes 677 amino acids. Lineage: Eukaryota; Metazoa; Chordata; Actinopteri; Cyprinodontiformes; Rivulidae.
UCACAUGAAGUGACUGUCAACAUGCAAGAUGGCUACGCAUCACAGGCAGAAUGCAGCUGGGCGGAGGAAAGUUCAGGUCUCCUACGUCAUUAGAGACGAGGUGGAGAAGUAUAAUAGGAAUGGGGUGAACGCCCUCCAGCUCGACCCUGCGUUGAACCGGCUCUUCACCGCAGGGAGAGACUCGAUCAUCCGGAUAUGGAGUGUUUAUCAGCACAAACAGGAUCCAUACAUUGCAUCAAUGGAGCAUCAUACAGAUUGGGUUAAUGAUAUUGUUCUCUGUUGCAAUGGGAAAACAUUGAUAUCGGCCUCAUCAGAUACGACAGUCAAAGUAUGGAACGCUCACAAAGGAUUUUGCAUGUCGACGUUACGGACACACAAAGACUAUGUAAAAGCUUUGGCGUAUGCCAAGGACAAGGAGCUUGUGGCCUCUGCUGGUCUGGACCGGCAGAUCUUUCUUUGGGAUGUGAACACCCUAACAGCACUCACAGCGUCCAACAACACCGUCACCACUUCAUCACUGAGUGGGAACAAGGACUCGAUCUAUAGUCUGGCCAUGAACCAGAUGGGUACAGUUAUUGUUUCUGGAUCCACUGAAAAGGUUUUGAGAGUGUGGGAUCCACGAACAUGUGCAAAACUAAUGAAGCUAAAGGGUCACACGGACAACGUGAAGUCAUUGCUGCUGAAUCGAGACGGCACGCAGUGUCUGUCGGGCAGCUCUGAUGGGACCAUUCGCCUGUGGUCACUCGGCCAGCAAAGGUGUAUUGCCACGUACCGGGUGCACGACGAAGGGGUGUGGGCCCUGCAGGUCAACGAGGCCUUUACUCAUGUGUAUUCUGGAGGCAGAGACAAAAAGAUUUACUGUACUGACCUGCGUAACCCAGACAUCCGAGUGCUCAUCUGUGAGGAGAAGGCCCCGGUGCUCAAGAUGGAACUGGACAGAUCUGCUGACCCACCUCCAGCACUCUGGGUUUCUACCACCAAGUCGUCUGUUAAUAAAUGGUCUCUAAAGGGAAUACACAACUUCAGAUCGUCCGGGGAGUAUGACAAUGACUGCAGCACCCCUCUGACUCCUCUCUGUACUCAGCCAGAACAAGUCAUCAAGGGAGGUGCCAGUAUUAUACAGUGCCACAUCCUAAAUGACAAGAGACACAUUCUCACCAAAGACACCAACAACAACGUGGCAUUUUGGGAUGUCUUAAAGGCUUGCAAGGGUGAAGACUUGGGAAAAGUAGAGUUUGAUGAAGAAAUAAAAAAGCGCUUCAAGAUGGUCUAUGUGCCAAACUGGUUCUCUGUUGAUCUGAAAACUGGGAUGCUCACUAUCACUUUGGAUGAGAGUGACUGCUUCGCUGCCUGGGUGUCUGCAAAAGAUGCAGGUUUUUCCAGUUCUGAUGGGUCUGACCCAAAGUUAAACCUGGGUGGGUUGUUGCUCCAGGCUCUGCUGGAGUUCUGGCCCAGAACUCGCAUCAACCCAAUGGAUGAGGAGGAGAAUGAGGUGAACCACGUGAACGGCGAGCAGGAGAACAGGGUCCAGAAAGGAAACGGAUACUUCCAGGUUCCGCCUCACACACCUGUUAUAUUUGGAGAAGCUGGAGGGAGAACUCUUUUUAGGCUACUAUGUAGAGAUUCAGGUGGAGAGACCGAGUCGAUGCUGCUGAAUGAGACGGUCCCACAGUGGGUCAUCGAUAUAACUGUAGAUAAAAAUAUGCCCAAGUUCAACAAAAUCCCAUUCUACCUCCAGCCCCAUUCUUCCUCUGGUGCAAAAACACUCAAAAAGGACCGUCUCUCGGCCAGUGAUAUGCUCCAGGUGAGGAAGGUGAUGGAGCACGUUUACGAGAAGAUCAUUAAUCUGGACAACGAGUCUCAGACCACCUCAGCCUCAGCCAAUGAUAAACCAGGCGAGCAGGAGAAGGAGGAGGACAUGGCCAUGCUAGCUGAGGAGAAGAUUGAGCUAAUGUGUCAAGACCAGGUUCUAGACCCCAACAUGGACCUGCGGACAGUUAAACAUUUUAUCUGGAAGAGUGGAGGGGACUUGACACUUCACUAUAGGCAGAAGUCCACAUGAAAGUCGUCAUUUUUACAACCAGAACUGUCAUUUGCCAAUCACCACCCACCUCCAACAUGUAGUACCCUGUUUCCCAUUGUGUGGUCCAGAGUGGCGGUAUCGACUGCUGAAUCCCGUAAACGUGAGGACGAUUCAUGAUGUGUCAUAGGGAGACCUGAGCACUCCGGCGCAGCCAACACACUCCUGGGAAAGUACGAGGUCCAUAUUGGUUUUUUAACACCUCGAGGAAGUUUUUUCCAGAUUUCAGCCGUUUUUUUUUUUUCCUCUGAUCUUUGCCUGACUGACGUUUGUUUCGAGACAACUGAAGUUCCAGUCUGUAUUUGUGUCCGACUGUGUUUAUGCACAUGGAUGUAGUAGACCACUCUAGUACAUUCCAGAAACUGUCCUUGUUCUACGAACACUUUGCACCUGUCUGAGCAGAGCCGACACCGCAGGAGUACAUCUGGUCUCUGGGUAGCAUCAGUCCCCCAACAAGCCCUGGACUUCAACUCACACAUCAGACGCAACACUUCCUGUGGCGUUUUUCUUUUUUUUUAGCUGUGCUGUUCCAUAGAAUGUUAUUUUUUGUAAAUAUACGUGCAACAUUUUUGAUUCAAAUGAGUUCCUUUUGCAGCAGGUUUUUGUUCUUGUACAGUUUUCAUACGAACUUACGGUAACCUUUUUCCCCCAAAAUUCCAAGAGCACUUUCAUGGUCAUGACCGUAGUUUGACUCGACCAUGAUGACUACAUUUGUUGUAUUCACAAUGCCCUUCAUGUCCAAGUCAUUAUUAGAAACCUUGAUAAGGUAUAUAAAGAACUCCUGCUCACAAAGAGAAGAUGCUGACAGUGAAGGGUUUCCUUGUGUGUGUCAUUUAGAUUUAAUAAGAGUAAAUAUAAACUGAUUUUUAGAGCCACUGUGGGAAACUCUCCAAACUGAAACCAUGUCCAACAGGUCUGUUGUUUAGUGGAGUUAAUGUUGCCAUGGCACGCGAGUGUGUAAGACGCCAUAAAGGAGGAUGCACCGAGUGAGCUCUAAUUGGCCAAACCAGAACAUGUACCACGAUGAGGCCACGCUGCUGCAAUAUUCCUUGUAAUAACUUGAGAUAUGUAUAUUUUAGGCAUUCAAACUUAAUUGGAACGGUCUUAAGAAUGAUGAAACCUGUCGGGACUAUCCGUGGAUGUUGAGAUGUAACGUGUUCAGCUGACGAGCGUGAAAUAAAAA